AUGCAAGAUUUAACAGCACGAGUGACUAGUGGUCUUCUGCAUUUCCCAGAAGUCACUAUUCGGGCCCUUGGUGAAGAUGAAGUAGCAUUAGAAUCUGUGCUUCGUGGAAAAUUUGCUACAGGAAAAAAUGGACUUGCUUGCUUGGCUUGUGGUCCACAACUUGAAGUAAUAAACACAUUAACAGGACAGAGAUUAUCUGCAUAUAGAUUCAGUGGAGUGAAUGAGCAACCUCCUAUAAUUCUAGCUGUAAAAGAAUUCUUUUGGCAGAAGAGAACUGGUUUGCUAAUUGGAUUGGAAGACGUAGAAGGGAGUAUCCUCUGUCUUUAUGACCUCGGUAUAUCAAGAGUGGUUAAAGCAGUUGUUCUUCCUGGAAGGGUAACAGCUAUCGAGCCUAUAAUUAACCAUGGAGGAGCUAGUGCAACCACUCAGCAUUUACACCCAAGUUUACGAUGGCUAUUUGGUGUGGCUGCUGUGGUCACUGAUGUUGGACACAUCCUUCUUAUAGACCUUUGUUUGGAUGACUUGCCGUGCAGUCAGACUGAAAUAGAUGCAUCAGACCUUGAAGUUAUGACUGGUAUUCCAGCUGAAGUACCACACAUCAGAGAAAGAGUUAUGCAAGAAGGACGCCAUCUGUGUUUCCAGUUAGUAAGCCCAUCAGGAACAUCAAUUUCAACUCUUUGUUAUGUAAAUAGGACAAAUCAACUUGUAGUAGGUUUUUCUGAUGGCUACCUAGCAUUAUGGAAUAUGAAAAGCAUGAAAAGAGAGUAUUACACACAAUUAGAAAGUGGAAGAGUACCUAUAUAUGCUGUUACUUUUCAGGAACCUGAGAAUGAUCCUCGAAAUUGUUGUUAUUUGUGGGCUGUUCAGUCUACACAAGACAGUGAAGGGGAUGUUUUGAGUUUGCAUCUACUUCAGUUGGCCUUUGGCGAUAGAAAAUGUUUGGCAUCAGGACAAAUCUUAUAUGAGGGGUUGGAGUACUGUGAAGAAAGAUACACACUGGACCUUACAGAGGGCAUGUUUCCUUUGAGUGGACAGACUAACACCAAACUAUUGGGAUGUCAGAGUAUAGAGAAGUUUCGAUCUCAUGGUGAUAGAGAGGAAGGCAUGAAUGAAGCUCUGUCUCCUGACAUCAGUGUUUCAGUCUUUACCUGGCAAGUGAAUAUAUAUGGACAGGGAAAGCCUUCUGUAUAUUUGGGGAUUUUCGAUAUAAAUCGUUGGUAUCAUGCACAAAUGCCUGAUUCGCUAAGAUCAGGAGAAUAUCUACAUGACUGUUCUUAUUUUGCACUGUGGUCCUUGGAUUCUGUUGUAAGUAGGACUUCACCACAUUACAUCUUGGAUAUAUUAGUGCAUGAGAGAAGUUUAAGUCGAGGAGUUCCUCCUUCAUAUCCACCUCCUGAGCAAUUUUUUAAUCCAAGCACUUUUAAUUUUGAUGCUACUUGUUUGUUAAACUCAGGAGUUGUUCAUAUAACUUGCUCUGGCUUUCAGAAGAAGACUUUGACUUUUUUAAAGAAAUUAGGGCCAUCUCUCAAUGAAGUCAUUCCUGAUAGUUAUAAUCAAUGUCUUGUGGCUGGCCUUCUCUCACCAAGACUUCUUGACAUUCAACCUUCCAGUUUAAGUCAGGAAGAACAAUUAGAAGCUAUAUUGUCUGCAGCUGUCCAAACAAGUUCCCUGGGAGUUUUGACUGGAUGUAUCAAAAGGUGGACAUCAGAAGAACGACCAAAUUCUGCAGCUAAUUUGCGCUUUGUUCUUGAAUGGACAUGGAAUAAAGUGGUUGUCACAAAAGAGGAGUUUGACAGACUGUGUGUACCAUUAUUUGAUGGAUCAUGCCGUUUCAUUGAUCCACAAACUAUACAGUCUUUCCAACGGUGUCAUUUGCUUCUUAGCAACCUUCAUACCGUUUUAAGCUGUUUUGUAGCAGAGGCCCAAAAGGUCACUGAGACAGGCCUUAUGAACUUGAGAAAUAAAUGUAUGGUUACCCAACUCAUCUGUCAAUAUGUACAGGUGGUUCUUUGGUUCUGUCAUUCUGGGCUUUUACCAGAGGGCUUGGAUGAUGCUAUACAGUUAUCAAGGUUAUACUAUAACUACCCUGUAAUUCAGAACUACUACACCAGUUGUCGACAGAAGCAUGAGCGUUUAUCAAGAGGUAAAUGGAAUUCUGACUGCUUGAUGAUUGAUGGCAUGGUUUCUCAGCUAGGAGAUAGAAUUGAGGAUUUGUGGAAACGAGAUGAAGGGGGCACGGGAAAAUAUCCUCCUACAAGUCUACAUGCACUGCUUGACAUAUACUUACUAGACAACGUUACUGAAGCAAGCAAGCAUGCGGUUACCAUCUAUUUGCUACUUGAUAUUAUGUCUUCCAUUCCAAACAAAAUGGAUACUGCCAUUGAAUCAUUUCCUUCAGUCUUUGCCAUUUCUUGGAGCUAUGUUAAACUGAUUCAAGGAUUUUGGCUAAUAGAUCAUAAUAACUAUGAGACUGCUUUGGAACUUCUGUUUCAUCCAGCCACUGUAAAACCUGUGCCAUGGCAACAUUCAAUGAUUAUUCAAGCCUUCAUGUGUCAGGGUGAGCAUAGACUAGCUCUCAGGUAUAUUCAGACAAUGAAGCCAGUAUUGUAUGCAGAUAGUGAUGUUUGCCUUCACCUCACCGUUUUGCUUUAUAAUAGGUGCAUGGUUGAGGCCUGGAGUUUAUUGCGGCAACAUUCUAAUAGGUUAAAUAUAAAGGACUUAUUAAAGCACACUUAUGAAGUCUGUCAGGAAAAGGGCUUAAUGGAGGAUUUGCUAAAGCUACCAUUCACAGACACUGAACAAGGAUGUGUUUUGGUGAGAUUCUUGCAGUCCAGUAACAAUGUUCAGAAUCAGGAAUUCCUUUUAGUUCACCACUUACAGCGUGCCAAUUACAUCCCUGCCUUGAAACUGAACCAAACUCUAAAGAUUAAUCUUACGUAUGAUCGUGAUCCUCGUUUGCGACAGAGAUCUAUAGCUCGAAAUUCUAUAUUAGACCAAUAUGGAAAAAUUCUUCCUAGAGUUCAGCGAAAAUUAGCAGUUGAACGAGCUAAGCCUUACCAUCACUCAACAUCCAUUCUUCGAGAAGUUUCUAGACCUAAACCAUUAUCAGCAUUUCCAAAGCCAGGUGUAAAAGGAACUGUGUUGUCAAGAUCUGUUUUCAUCAAUAAUGUGUUGUCUAAAGUUGGAGAGGUUUGGGAAAGUAAUGAACCCAAAACUAGUAUUACUCUUUGCAACAGUCCUAAAAUAGAAGCAUCCUCUCCUGUAGUAUAUUCCCUCCCAGAAUCAGAGCUGUCUGAGGCCUUCUGUGGAACACCAAUUUCACAAGCCUCACAAAAAAUUUCUAGACUGCUGGAUUUGGUUGUUCAUCCUGUCCCUCAGCCUUCUCAGUGUAUGAGGUUGAUUCAGCAAAGCCCCACCAAAUCAUCUUUGUACGAAGCAUCUCAUUCAUUGCCAGUAAGUUCACAUGUCAAAGGAUCUCUGCAAAAAAGUACCAGCACUUCAGAAUUACAUUUACUUGAAACUCCUCUUGUGGUUAAGAAAGCUAAAAGUUUGGCCAUGUCAAUUAAUUCCUCCGGAUUUGCCGAAUUUACUCCUCAAUCCAUUCUAAGGUCUGGUCUUCGAACAACUCCUUUAGCAUCACCCUCUUUGUCUCCUGGACAGUCUGUUACUCCUUUACGACUUAAAGAAACUAGAAUUUCAUUCAUGGAAGAAGGCAUAACCACAAAAUGGACAACUGGAGCUGGUGACAACAAAACAAAACUAUUUGUUACUACACCUCUCCAUUCAGUUCCAGCAGAAACUGAAUGGCUGAAGAGCCAAGAUAAGGUACCUUUUUCCAUGGACCAUCAAGAAAAAGACCAUCAAGGAUUGGAUGUAAGGCUACAGGAUACAUCAUCACAUUGCUUGGAGAAAUCGGAUAUGAGCAAAGAAAACAGCAAUGCUUCAACCAGAUCAGACCAGACUACCUUGGAAUAUCUGGAUGCACCAUCACCAGGAGACUUUGAAGUUAUGUGUACAGCCUUCAAACCUGUGAGCUCUUCUACUGAAGUAAUUGUUGAUACAACUGAACAAGUGCAAGAUGGUAAUAGAAAUAUGUUUGAGUCAGAAGUAGGCCCUCCAGAACUGGAGAGGCAAAUGGGUGCUUCACAAGAUACAGAAACAAAGGAGCUCCUGGUUGCAGAAGUGGCACUUUCAGAACUAAAUCACUUAAGGCCCACCCAAGGUGUCAAAGCUUCUCUUUCUGUACCAUCAGUUCAUGAACGGGAAAUUCUUUCUUCAAAGUCCAAGGUACCAGUUUUAGAUGUUUCUGUUGAAAGCUGCACAUCUUCAGUUAAAACAGCUGUAGCCGAUGUCCUUGAUGAUAAUGGACACUCAGGGCUUGUUAGCUCUGAAAGUCCUAUUAUCUCUGAACAUAAACUUGACCAGGAAAUAGCAUUGAAUUUAAAAGAUCAAGAAAUAGAAGUUGAUGUUCUAAAAGAAAAUGUUGACUUACCAGAAGAAAAGCUUCCAAUAUCUGACGUUCCUCCUGAAUCUCAAGAAAUUCAUGUGACUGAACAGGAAAAGCUUGAAAUUCAAGGUUCAGAACAAGAGGCUAGGAUUCUCUCCUUUAAAGAAAUGUAUCCCUCGGGAACUCUUAAGCUUCAGUAUAAUUUUGAUGCCAUUGAGCAGCAGUUUUGUGACUUGCCUGAGACUAAAGGCUCUGCUGAGUGUGACAUUGCUGAAGUAGAUGGGGAACUUUUUAUGGCUCAGAGCAAUUUUACCUUGAUAUUAGAAGGUGAAGAAGGAGAAGUUGAGACAGGUGAUUCUACGGCAUCUAAUGUGUUAGCCAAAACAACUAGCACGGCAGUUGAGGAAAAUCAAGUACACAGUGGGAUCGAUAAUAAUCAUGGACAUGUUGCAAAUUUGUCGUCUUUCACACCCAGUGCUAAUGAGUCCCAUAAGAUAGAGACAUUACCAUAUGUGCCUGAACCAAUUAAAGUAGCAAUUGCAGAAAACGUAUUUGAUGCAAUUACUUCAGACACAGUGGAACCGUCUAUUCAUGAAAAUACACCUGUAGUAAAUCGAAAGGUAACGCGUUCCACCAAGCUAGUUAAAUCUACCUCUAAGAUUGUUGAGGAAGCAAGUUCAAUAAGUGCCAGUUCAGCCAAUGACACAAUUUCCUCCAGAACGCGCACAAGAGCACGUGUCCAAAACCUGAAUGUGAAAUCAGCACAAGAAUUGUCAGCAGAUGUUACUGCAAGUAAAAGAACAGGGCUUUCUGUUACUAAAAGAACAAAAGAAAUUUCUGGGGUUUUUCAAAGUGCUUCUUCUGAUAGAGAAAUGUCUCCAAAUCAGCAAAUACCUCAAAAGCCUGUUACUCCUAGAAGAGGAAGGAGAAGAAAAAUGAGUCCAGACCCAUCAGAAAGUUCUAAUACUAUGCAACUCGAGUUACCAAUUACGCCAGGAAGGGAAUCAAAAAGGUUAAAAUCAUCUCUGCCUUUGGAAUCAACAAUUGAAACUUCUUUUAGAAACGAAGAAGAUAAUGCACCGGUUGCAAAGAGGAUUUCUAAAAGAAUUAAAAACCUUAUAGGAAAUCAGGAAAAUUUUGAAAUCAUAAAUGAUGCAAAUAUUAGUAAAACAGCAAGCCCUAGAAGGAGUAGCAGGAAAUUGAGAAGUGCUAAAGUAGAAGCUUCUGAAAAUACAGACUAUAAGCAAGAUGAAAAGUCCAGUGGGCAGCAACUGUUAAUUAUACAUAGUAAAAGGAUUCAAGAUAAAAAAAUUAGUGAAGCAAUUGCAAUAGAAGAUUCUAAAGUUGAAUCAUCCCAGAUAACACUCCAGGCAGAAUUUGCUAUGUCUACUACACCUAGGAAACGUGGUAGAUCAAGAAAAAUAAAUCCUGAAGAUGUAACACCUGUAGCUCAUAAGGAAGAGAGAAGUCCCAAAGAGAGAGAGGCACUCAGCAUCCAAAAGAGAUCUACAAGAAACACACCAGCUAAAACGAAAAAUACUCGUGCUGGAAAACAAGCUUUAGAAAAGCCAGUUUCAGUGCCAAAUGAGGAAAUUGAGACACCAAGAAAAUUGAGCACCAAGACAAAAGUUAACAAACGGACUGAAAAUCAAAGCCAAACACACCUAUUGAGUUCAUUAUCUGGAGAAUGCACUCAGGAAGAACCAAGCAAUCAGGAAGAAAACGUCCUUGCCACAGUUGCUUUAACUCAAACUUCACGCAGCACAAGGACUAGAUCUAGGAAGACCAUCUUGUUGCCGAACCUUUCUGAAACACAAAAUGAGUCUUUACUUGCUCCUACUAUAUCAAAGCCUCCAAGGAAAUCGAAAGCUAAAAAUACAACAACUCCAACACAGCUGAAAGAAUUGGUUUCCGAUUUAUCUUCUCAAUUUUUCUCACCUGCUUUAAGGAGUAAGCGGAAAAACACAACUAAUACAACCAAACUUGUGGAUAAAUUGGUUGAUGAUGCUCCGUCAGUAGAAACUAUGGAAAAGGAAAAAGGAAAAAGAACCAGGUCUGCAAAAUCCAAACAAGCAAGCAAAAACACAGAAAAAGAAAGUUCUUGGACACCUCCUCCAGUAGAAAUUAAGUUGAUUUCUCCCUUGGCAAGCCCAGUUGAUGGAGGAAAGAACAAAACAAGAAAAACUGCAGAAGCAGGCGGGAAAACUCUAGGAAGAAACAGGAAAAAACUAUCUUCUUUUCCAAAGCAAGUUUUGCGCAGGAAAAUGCUAUAAUUUUAUCAAAAUCUUUAAUGCACAGCUAUUUGUAAAGUCACCUAGAUUGUGUGGAUUAUUAAAAUAUAUAAUUUGGAAGAAAUAAUUUAUAUAAAUUAUUGUAAAUUUUU
Molecule: messenger RNA, 6830 nt
Organism: Suncus etruscus (white-toothed pygmy shrew)
Lineage: Eukaryota; Metazoa; Chordata; Mammalia; Eulipotyphla; Soricidae
Gene: AHCTF1
Product: AT-hook containing transcription factor 1
Source: RefSeq, a predicted model, not a curated record